GCUCCGGACUCCUGCAGCCGCUCUUCCCGUUCCGUGGUUUGGGGCUGGUGCGGUGCGAAAGCCACGGCCGCCGUGUCAGAGUCCUAGUUCGCCCGCGGCCCGGAAUCGGGCUGGAGGAGGAGGAGGAAGGAGAGUGUGGUGUUUGAAAGCCAUCCUGCUUUCCUCCAGGCUUGGAGCAUGGAUCCAGUUAGAGUGUUUUCCGAGAGAAGUGAGGUUGGAGCUUUUUAUUUUUAAUUUUGGGCACAAGCAGGUUGACUCCAAGGCCCUCCCAAGCAAGAGGGUUUAACUUAAUGCUGUUCCCGUGUUUGAAGGAAGACAAAAAAAAAAAAAAAGCCCCACCUGGCAACAUUUAUGUAACCUCUGGUAGAAAACACCAGGUGCAUUUACAUCGCGGUAGUUUUCGUUGUGUGUCUGGCGUUUUUCAGGGGGAAGCUGCUAGAAUAGCUAGGUUUUAGGUUUAAAACAGAUGCAGAAUCCAAAGGCAGCGCAAAAACCAGCCACCGCUUUUGCUAUGCCUCUGAGCUGCGAGAUAAUCAGAAAGAUAAAUGGAGUCUGAGCAGCUGUUCCAUAGAGGAUACUAUAGAAACAGCUACAACAGUAUAACAAGUGCAAGUAGUGAUGAGGAACUUUUAGAUGGAGCAGGUGUUAUUAUGGACUUUCAGACUUCUGAAGAUGACAAUUUGUUAGAUGGUGAUACAGUGGUUGGAACUCAUUAUACAAUGACAAAUGGAGGCAGCAUUAACAGUUCUACACAUCUACUGGAUCUUUUGGAUGAACCAAUUCCAGGUGUUGGUACAUAUGAUGACUUCCAUACUAUUGACUGGGUACGAGAAAAAUGUAAAGACAGAGAAAGGCAUAGACGUAUCAACAGCAAAAAGAAAGAAUCAGCAUGGGAAAUGACAAAGAGCUUGUAUGAUGCGUGGUCAGGAUGGCUAGUAGUAACACUAACGGGAUUGGCAUCAGGGGCCUUGGCUGGAUUAAUAGAUAUUGCUGCUGAUUGGAUGACUGACUUGAAGGAGGGCAUUUGCCUUAGUGCAUUAUGGUACAACCAUGAACAGUGUUGUUGGGGGUCUAAUGAAACAACAUUUGAAGAGAGAGAUAAAUGUCCACAGUGGAAAACCUGGGCGGAAUUAAUCAUAGGCCAAGCAGAGGGUCCUGGUUCUUACAUCAUGAACUAUAUAAUGUACAUCUUCUGGGCCUUGAGUUUUGCCUUUCUUGCAGUUUCCCUGGUAAAAGUAUUUGCUCCAUAUGCCUGUGGCUCUGGAAUUCCAGAGAUUAAAACCAUUUUGAGUGGAUUCAUCAUCAGAGGUUACUUGGGAAAAUGGACUUUGAUGAUUAAAACCAUCACUUUAGUAUUGGCUGUGGCAUCAGGUUUGAGUUUAGGAAAAGAAGGUCCCCUGGUCCAUGUUGCCUGUUGCUGCGGAAAUAUUUUUUCCUACCUCUUCCCAAAGUAUAGCACAAAUGAAGCUAAAAAAAGGGAGGUGCUAUCAGCUGCCUCUGCUGCAGGUGUUUCUGUAGCGUUUGGUGCACCAAUUGGAGGAGUUCUUUUUAGUCUGGAGGAGGUUAGCUAUUAUUUUCCUCUCAAAACUUUAUGGAGAUCAUUUUUUGCUGCUUUAGUGGCUGCAUUUGUUUUGAGAUCGAUCAAUCCAUUUGGUAACAGUCGUCUGGUCCUUUUUUAUGUGGAGUAUCACACACCAUGGUACCUUUUUGAACUGUUUCCUUUUAUUCUCCUAGGGGUAUUUGGAGGGCUUUGGGGAGCCUUUUUCAUUAGGGCAAAUAUUGCCUGGUGUCGUCGACGUAAAUCCACCAAAUUUGGAAAGUAUCCUGUUCUUGAAGUCAUUAUUGUUGCAGCCAUUACAGCUGUGAUCGCCUUCCCUAAUCCAUAUACUAGGCUCAACACCAGUGAACUGAUUAAAGAGCUUUUUACAGACUGUGGUCCCCUGGAAUCGUCUUCUCUUUGUGACUACAGAAAUGACAUGAAUGCCAGUAAAAUUGUUGAUGAUAUUCCUGAUCGUCCAGCGGGCGUUGGAGUAUAUUCAGCUAUAUGGCAGUUGUGCUUAGCACUCAUAUUUAAAAUCAUAAUGACAGUAUUCACUUUUGGUAUUAAGGUUCCGUCAGGCCUGUUCAUCCCCAGCAUGGCCAUCGGUGCAAUUGCUGGGAGGAUUGUGGGGAUUGCAGUGGAGCAGCUUGCCUACUAUCACCACGACUGGUUUAUAUUUAAGGAAUGGUGUGAAGUCGGGGCUGAUUGCAUUACACCUGGCCUGUAUGCCAUGGUUGGGGCUGCCGCAUGCUUAGGUGGUGUGACAAGGAUGACUGUGUCCCUAGUAGUUAUUGUUUUUGAACUUACUGGGGGCUUGGAAUAUAUUGUUCCACUCAUGGCUGCAGUCAUGACAAGUAAAUGGGUUGGAGAUGCCUUUGGUAGGGAAGGUAUUUAUGAAGCUCACAUCCGAUUAAAUGGAUACCCUUUCCUGGAUGCAAAGGAAGAAUUCACUCAUACUACCCUUGCUGCUGAUGUCAUGAGACCUCGACGGAAUGACCCACCCUUGGCAGUUCUGACACAGGACAAUAUGACCGUGGAUGACAUAGAAAACAUGAUCAAUGAAACCAGCUACAAUGGCUUUCCUGUGAUAAUGUCAAAGGAGUCUCAGAGAUUAGUGGGAUUUGCUCUCAGAAGAGAUCUGACGAUUGCAAUUGAAAGUGCUAGAAAAAAACAAGAAGGCAUUGUAGGUAGCUCUCGAGUGUGCUUUGCACAGCACACCCCAUCUCUUCCAGCUGAAAGUCCUCGGCCCCUCAAACUUCGAAGUAUUCUUGACAUGAGCCCUUUCACAGUGACAGACCACACCCCAAUGGAGAUUGUGGUGGAUAUCUUCCGAAAGCUGGGUCUGAGGCAGUGCCUUGUAACUCACAAUGGGAUUGUCUUGGGGAUCAUCACAAAGAAGAACAUAUUAGAGCAUCUCGAGCAACUAAAGCAGCACGUGGAGCCCUUGGCGCCUCCUUGGCAUUAUAACAAAAAAAGAUAUCCUCCGUCAUAUGGCCCAGACGGCAAACCAAGACCCCGCUUCAAUAAUGUUCAACUGAAUCCCAUAGAUGAGGAGAGAGAGGAAACAGAAGAGGAAGUUCAUCUGUUGAAUAGCACAACUGUUUAACCGGAGGACUCGUCUACUUUUUUUUUCUCCUUCUUUACAAAAGAAAAGGAAAUAUAAAAACCAGGCUUUUACAACAUGGUUUGCAAAGGUGCUGGUUGAAUGGAGGAGUUGUUUGAGGAGGGAAAGGAAAAAGCUCUUUCUCUAAGUGACAGCAGCGAUCAACUCCUAUUGUUCUGCACUGGAUGCAUUCACCUGAGAUUGUGCCGUGAUAGUGCAGGCUUGAACCACGAUGGAGAUGGCACCCUGACACUGGAGUCCUGGAGCACCUGGCCUGUGCUUCCACCAUUGCAAAGACACGUUAUCUGUCCCUGUUUCUGGAGGGAUUACUUUGAAUUGAGCCAUCUAAAAGACUGCAAGGUCUUGCCCCCCCCCUUUUUUUUUAAACAAAACUGUUCUGUUUAAUCCAUGAAUUGUACAGUUAAGCAUUACCUUUCUACAUUCCAGAAGAGCUUUUAUUUCCGUCUCUCUCUCUCUCCUCCCUCCCCUACCCCUGAGCUGUAACAAAUCCUCUUUAAAUUGAUGUACCCUUUUGAAGCAGUCCUUUCUCAUAUUGAGAUGUACUGUGAUUUUACUGAGGUUUCAUCACAAGAAGGGAGUGUUUCUUGUGCCGUUGACCAUGUAGUUUGUAAGGUCACUAACUGCUGGGAACAGCGCACAUGCACCACAUCAAAGGCUGAUCGAACAGGUAGAAAGAAUCUCAAGCAUGAAUGAAAUCUCUCAGCCUCUGUGCUGUGUGAUUUAGAAUCAAAAGCAAUGAAAAUUGUUAAAGGAUAGCAGGAUUUUUUUUCCCAUCUCAGACUUUAUGAAUAAUGUGAUCUGGUCUUAUGCAGAUUUUCUAUUUCUGAAACUAUUAUGAGAUGCAAGUGCUGUUCCGCAUAGUGAGACAAAAUGCUGCUGCUUUGACAGUAAGGAUAAGAAAGUAUUCUGUUGAGCUGUAUGUGCUCUCAAUUGCAUGUUUAAACACUGGAAUUUUUUUCUUGAAAUUAGAUCAAUGAUUUUUUUCUUUCCUCGAGAUAUUUCACUGCUGACACAAAGAAGAAAUGUAAUUCAUAACUUGCACUAAAUGUAUAAUUCUUUUCUUAAAAAUUUACCAUUCUUAUUUAUAUUUUUAUGGAUUAAAAUUUAUAAAGUACAGAUCAGUUAAUAUCGCACUUAAAUAACUUUACCUUUUUAAUGUGAUUUUUAUAGACUAAUUCAGAAUUACAAAUAUGGAGAUAUGAACAAAGUUUACAAUGGGAGCAAGGGUUUAAGAGGUUGUGAUUAUUUCUCUAUGAUCCAAUGUUGUACAUAAACUGUUUUCUGAUCUUUCACUGCCAUCCCCUGAUUUAUGUCUUCUGAUCUCAUUUUGACCCAUUAACUGGGAUGUGUAAACACUACAGGUUACUACUGUGUAGAUUAAAACCAAAAGCUAAGCAAUGUUAA
Molecule: messenger RNA, 4568 nt
Organism: Ochotona curzoniae (black-lipped pika)
Lineage: Eukaryota; Metazoa; Chordata; Mammalia; Lagomorpha; Ochotonidae
Gene: CLCN3
Product: chloride voltage-gated channel 3
Exons: 14
Coding region: 546-3146 (866 amino acids)
Biological process (GO): transmembrane transport; chloride transport
Cellular component (GO): synaptic vesicle; membrane; Golgi apparatus
Molecular function (GO): voltage-gated chloride channel activity
Source: RefSeq, a predicted model, not a curated record